Messenger RNA from Carassius gibelio (silver crucian carp), 1145 nucleotides. Its product is annotated as natural killer cell receptor 2B4. Lineage: Eukaryota; Metazoa; Chordata; Actinopteri; Cypriniformes; Cyprinidae. The record is from RefSeq and is a predicted model, not a curated record. The transcript has 4 exons. Bases 102 to 920 code for a protein of 272 amino acids.
ACAUCAGACACGUACUAACACAGAAGUAGUUUUCAUCUCCGUGAUUAUAGAUUCACUUCAGGACUUUUCAACAUUUCUCAGUUUCUGAGCUGCUGAAGAAAAUGUUUCACUCCUUUGUUUUUUGCUGUUUGUGCUUUUUGCAUCUGUUUGGUGUGUUUGCUGAUCCAGGAGAAGUGAAGUCUGUGUCAGUGACAGAAGGAGAUUCAGUCUCUCUAGACUCUAGACUUACUGAAAUCAAGAUAUUCGAUUUUAUAACAUGGAAGUUUGGACAAUCUGGGACUAUUAUAGCUUACAUUAAUAAAGAGGCUGAAAUCUACAACACAUCUGUUGUUCCUGACGGGAGAUUCAGAGACAGACUGAAGCUGGAUCAUCAGACUGGAUCUCUGACCAUCACUAACACCACAAUCACACACUCUGGACUUUAUCAAGUGUCCAUCAGCGAUAGGAAAGUCAUCACACACAGAUUCAACGUCACUGUCUACGCUCCUCUGCCUGUACCUGUCAUCAGCAGAAACUCUUCACGAUGUUCUUUAUCAUUUUGUCCAUUGGUGUGUUCAGUGGUGAAUGUGGGUCAUGUGACUCUCUCCUGGUACAAAGGAAACAGUUUAUUGUCCAGCAUCAGUGUGUCUGAUCUCAGCAUCAGUCUCUCUCUACCUCUGGAGGUGGAAUAUCAGGAUAAAAACAGCUACAGCUGUGUGCUCAACAAUCCCAUCAGCAACCAGACUCAACAUCUGAACAUCUCUCAACUCUGUCACACAUGUCCAGAAGUCCCUGUCCAUUGUUGUGGUACUGUCGAAGCUGUGUUCCGAUUGGUCGUCACUGCUCUGGUGGGCGUGGCUGCUGCAGCGGCUGCUGUGCUUCUGGUCAAUGACAUCAGAUCUACCAGAGGUGAAAAGAAGAAAACAGAACAGAUUUCAUAAAUAUAUGUUGGAGUUUUAAUUGGAAAGAUGAAAAUAUAUGUGUGGUCUAAUUGUUUGGUGAUUGGGAGAUUAACGUUUGCUUAGCAAUGCUUUCCUAUGAAAUUUGAUAGGGAAAGGAUCAUUACCCAAAUUUGGUGUAUUAGAGACUAUCACCUGGUGGGGCCAAAAUGAUGCAUAUUCUUAAAAUUUUAUUUAAUGUUUUUAAUGCCACCUAUUUUAGAUUUA